Molecule: messenger RNA, 1410 nt
Organism: Paramisgurnus dabryanus
Lineage: Eukaryota; Metazoa; Chordata; Actinopteri; Cypriniformes; Cobitidae
Gene: tspan36
Product: tetraspanin 36
Cellular component (GO): plasma membrane
Source: RefSeq, a predicted model, not a curated record
UCUGAUCUGCUGCUUCACUUGAACAACACGAGGAACGUCACACUCACAAAGCAUUGGAAACAUCGAAGGGGUAAACUCUCAUACUCUUAACCGCAGACAUGGAUUGUGGAAUUAUAACAUCAAAAACAGUCCUCUUAUUUAUCAGCUUAAUAUUUUGGGUUGCUGGAGCAGCCCUUGCCUAUGUUGGUUCUUAUGUGAUUAAAAGUUACAACAACUUUGAAGACUUUGUGGCUGAUAAAUACACUCUCAUCCCGGCUAUCAUUAUAAUCGGGGUGGCCGUGCUCAUGUUUAUCAUCGGACUUGUCGGCUGUUGUGCAACUCUGAAGGAGUCCAAAGUUGGUUUAAGCUUUUUCCUUCUGAUAAUCUUGAUCAUCUUCGCUGCAGAAGUGACCGCUUUUGUGUUUGGUGUCAUCUACAGAGGCAGAAUCAAAGGUGAUUUAGAGAAGUCAAUGAGUGAUGUCUUCCAAAAAUAUGAUGGUCAGAACUCUGAAAGCCAUGCAGUGGAUUACCUGCAGUCUCAGCUGGAAUGCUGUGGAGUGAAUAACUACACAGACUGGACAUCAGUGCCUUGGUUUGGCCAACAUAACAACUCUGUACCACACUCCUGCUGUAAGACCAAUGCUACACAAUGUACUGGGCUUUUCAACCAACCAGAGCUUUUGAACACACAGGGUUGUGAGUCUAAACUGGAGCAGACGCUACAGGGUGUGCUUAGUUAUGCAAUGUUGGUCAUCCUUGGAUUUGCUAUCAUUAAGCUAAUUGGGAUGAUCAGCAUCUGUGUCAUUGCCUGUAGAAGCAAGAAGAAUGACUACGAACCUCUUUAUGCAUGAAUGUAAAAUCAAGUCUCCUCAUUCCCUCACUGGGACUGUGGUACACCCUUUAUACUUUGCAGCUAAACACAAUAUCAUUGGGACCAUAAAGAACAAAGCUUGCAUAUUUUGAAGGUGUGACAAUAUUCUAAAUAUUCCACAUUUAAUGCAUUUGGUCAAGUGCAUUUUGAAUGCAUAAAGGAAAAUGGAACGGGAAACCAGAGACGUUUCGAGGGAUUUAACAUUUUUAAUUGCCUCUUAUGUUUCUAAUAUCGUGUAGGUUGAUAAUAGCACUCGCCAAAUACUGUAUACUGUAUCUACCAACCCCACAUGUUUAAGGAACAGUUUCUACCACAGGUCUUUGCCAAAUGUGUUAUAAAAUUCACUUUAGCUCCAAAUUUCUGCGCUUCACUUUUAAGAAUUUUAUGUUGUUUCUUUGUGAUGUAGUAUGUACACCAUGUUAGGUCAUUUUUCUUGCAUAGCAUAACAUAUUUACUGUUAAUGUUAACUUGUCAUAUAGUAAGUGUACUGUAAUCAUGUAUGUUUGUUAUGCCAAUUAAAGAUAUUAAAUUAUGGAAAUAAAUGUUUUCCAAUGAGGGUG